UAACAACUUACAGAUACUUAUUUGUUUUAAGGAUAUCAAAUAUAUAUUCCUACAUAAGUAAAUAUUUCAACGUUUGUUGUCGAACAUUAUGGCAAAUGCUGGACGCUUCAUUGAUCGGAAUGAGAGUAUACGCGCUGCUGGUGUUGCCUCCAUCCUUGAUAGUGACAAUACCACCAGAUUGUGCCUCACCAUUUCCCAUAGAGAAGAAAUUGCGGAGCACUUAAUUCGCACCGAAUGCAAGCGUAAGCAAUUGGAGAAUAUAGACAAGCUCUUACCGUCUUCGCCCUGUUUACCCGAUGUCAGUGUCCCCGCGCUGUUGGCCGUGGAGAGCUCCAAAUCGCGUUUCGCUGUAUUCAUGGAGAAAACCUCCGAGGACAUGUAUCUGAAACAGCCCAAGCUAGGGCAGGUAAAACAGACCCACUCCAAACCAGACUCGGUAACCAAUCUAAGCCAAACUUUUGGAAAGCAAACACCACCGUUCGACCGAUUAUACGAUAUUAUAUUGCCCCCUAAGACAGUAGAGCAAGUGAAUCGGGAACAUGGGGACUUUCAUGAGAAAUAUAUUGUCAGCCACAGUCAUUAUUUUCCCGCCGAGCAAAUUAAUCGCAAAUAUGACGCACCCUACGCUCGUUUCAACACAUAUGGUUCCAAGCCACAGGGAGAUGUAAGCGGGCAUUUGGUGAAGCGUUGCAUGCAACAAUGCGCGGAUCACGUAAUAAUUAUCAGUAAGGAACAAAUGGACUUUAUAGAUCGCACCUAUGACCGUUUGGGCAAGAAGUACAAAAAGUAUCCGUAUAAUGUGCCACAACACGCGACUUACGGCAUCCCCACAUUUGUGCCAGACUGUGAUGGCAAAAUGCUUAUCGAGGAUAUUUCUCCUUGUGUGAGCAAUCGGGAACUUGUCGAGGCAUUGGGCCACCUUAACAUGUGGCGGCAUAAGCUGCAAAAGCGCGCCAACUUCCAAAUGUUCGAUCUGCAAUCAGUGCUGGAGAACAGCGAUAAGGAAGGUACUCGUCAUCUGCCACUAAGGAAGAUCUUUGAGAUCAUGCACAAGAUGCACCUAUACAUUGACGUAGAGAAGGCAAGGCGAUUCCUCGCACACUUCCAAAUGAUCGUCGAUGAGGGUUGUCCCACGGAGCGUCUUAACUACGAUAAAUUUUGCCGAUUGCUGGCAAUACAAUAUCCAUUGCCAACUAUGGGCAACAUUUCCACAUCUCCCUCUAACGUUUAUAAUAAGGACACGAUCUAUCGACUCUUUUGUGCCGAUCUCAAUAAAGAGCCUAUACAAGCACCAGUGGCACACAAGUUGCGCCCAAAGCAACUAGACGAUGAUAACACUCAUGUCAAGGACCUGCUGCAGCCAGACACAUCGGUGCUUUAUGGUGUGACCCCAAGCGACUUUGAGUGCUUACGUCCCAAAGAGCAUUUGGAGCUCAUAUUCAAAGACAUUAUUAGUCCAGCCGACUUUGAAACAAUUUGGAAACAGCUUAUGGACACCCACAGCGAUCAAAACGGUUUCAUUUCUGUGAUGCAGUUUCGUGAGGUAAUGGACAACUUGGAGUCUAACUCUUAAAAGCAACAAAUGGAUUUGCUGAAUACACACACAGUUCCAAUCGGAAAUUUUCUGUUAUACCUGAAUAUUUGAAUUUGUUUUUGCGAUUAAAUUGUAAGUACAUCUAGAGC
Molecule: messenger RNA, 1683 nt
Organism: Drosophila busckii
Lineage: Eukaryota; Metazoa; Arthropoda; Insecta; Diptera; Drosophilidae
Exons: 3
Coding region: 89-1573 (494 amino acids)
Source: RefSeq, a predicted model, not a curated record